ACGGUGGAGAAAUCCGAGUUUUGCAGGGCGUCCACCGGCCGCCACAGGCUGCAGCUAGCGCGCGGCCAUUAUUCCGGCUCCUCCGUCUGGCCGUAUACGUCCGCGCGUGCGUAUCUAUGUGCACGAAUACACUACACACUAGUCUAGCUACGCUCCAAGUGAGAGCAUAAACCAGUGGCUCCUCCUCGUCCUGCCCAAUAAUAGGCGUCGCGUCGGCCACUGCAUGGGAGGGGCAGGAAUAAUGGCCGAUGAUAAGCUCGCCGACCCGGCCAUGGCCAUUGCCCUUCUCGAUUGGCCGUCCUCUUGGAUUUGCGGGAACCAGGGCGCCGGCGUGCUCAACCUCGCGUCGCCGUGCGUGCAGAGGAGCCUGAUCGACUGCGUCAAUGUGCUGCUCCUCGUCGCCUACGUCUCUGCGCUGCUCGUGGCCUGCGUCAGGGGUCAGUGGGCUGGCCGGGGAAGAAGCGGCGCUGGGAGACGGCGGUGGGAGGUGGCCGUCGUGUCCGUCUGCUGCGUGGCGGUCGCGGCCGCGUACGCCGUCGCCGGGUUCACGGAGGCGACGGCCGCCGCGGCUUCCGCCGUCAGGGGGCUGGUGUGGGUGGCUGUGGCCGCUUCGUUGCACGUCCAGCCGACGAGGCCGGCGAGAACCGUGGCGGUCCUCUGGUGGACGCUCUUCUCGCUGCUGAUCACCGCGUACAAUGCGGAGAUGCUCGCCAUGGGGUAUGGCCUCGACGUCGCGGAGGCGGUGGCAUGGGCGGUGAACAUGCUCCUCCUGCUCUUCGCCGUCGGCUCGCUGCUCCGGCGGAACAACGCCCGCCAGGACGACGACGACAGCCUGUCAGAGCCUCUGAUCGACAAGGCGGGGUCGGCGCACGACUCGGAGCUAUACCGAGCUGGUCUCUUCGGCCAGCUCGCCUUCUCGUGGCUCAACCCUCUGCUCCGCCUCGGCCGCUCCAAAGCGCUGGACCUCGCCGACAUCCCGCUCAUCGCCGCCGACGACUGCGCGCAGCAGGCCUCACACAAGUUCUCCGAGGCGUGGAGCCGCCACCGCCAGGACAAGGCACAGAGUGGGCGUGCCAACAGGCUCGCCCUCGUCUUGUUCAAGUGCUUCCUCAGGGAGAUCAUGAUCGCCGGCUUCUACGCCUUCAUGAGGACGCUCGCCAUAGCAGUCUCCCCCGCGCUGCUCUUCGCGUUCGUGCGCUACAGCAGCCAAGAACAGAGGGAUCACGGCGUCGGACUGUCCCUCGUCGGCUGCCUGCUCCUCAUCAAGCUCGUCGAGUCACUGUCCCAGCGCCACUGGUUCUUCGACUCCAGGAGGACCGGGAUGCGCAUCCGGUCCGCGCUCAUGGCGGUCAUCUUUCAGAAGCAGCUCAAGCUAUCCAGUCAAGGAAGAAAGAACCACUCUACAGGGGAGAUCGUCAACUACAUUGCGGUGGACGCUUACCGGCUCGGCGAUGCUCUCAGCUGGCUGCACAUGGCGUGGAGCUCGCCGCUUCAGCUGGCCUUCGCAGUAGGUACGCUCUUCUGGGCGCUCAGGCUCGGGGCUCUCCCGGGCCUCGUCCCCCUGGUCAUCUUCGGCUUCCUCAACGUGCCAUUCGCGAAGCUUCUGCAAGGGUACCAGGCCAAGUUCAUGGUGGCGCAGGACGAGAGGCUCCGCUCCACGUCCGAGGUGCUCAACAGCAUGAAGAUCAUCAAGCUGCAGUCGUGGGAGGACAAGUUCCGGACCAUGGUUGAGUCCCUGAGAGACGCCGAGUUCAGGUGGCUGAAGGAGACCCAGAUGAAGAAGGCCUACGGCGCCGUCAUGUACUGGAUGUCCCCGACCGUCGUCUCCGCGGUCAUGUACACCGCCACGGCCAUUCUGGGGAGCGCGCCCCUGAAUGCCAGCACUCUCUUCACGGUCCUGGCCACCCUGAGGGUCAUGGCUGAGCCGGUGAGGAUGCUUCCCGAGAUCCUGACAAUGAUGAUCCAGUACAAGGUGUCGCUGGACCGUAUCGAGAAAUUUCUCUUAGAAGACGAGAUCACAGGAGCUGUCGAGAGGGCGCCAUCAGAUAAUAACUCCGAUAUCCGAGUUCAUGUUCAAGAUGGGAAUUUCAGCUGGAAUGCAAAUGCAGCCGAUCUGGCGCUGAGGAAUGUUAACCUUACCAUUCGUCAAGGAGAGAAGGUGGCUGUUUGUGGCGCGGUUGGCUCAGGAAAAUCUUCGCUCCUUUAUGCAUUACUUAGGGAGAUACCUAGAACAUCAGGAUCAGUUGAGGUAUUUGGCUCCCUGGCAUAUGUGUCACAGAACUCUUGGAUACAAAGUGGGACUGUUCGCGAUAAUAUACUCUUCGGAAAGCCUUUCAACAAGGAACUCUAUGAGAAGGCAAUCAAAUCUUGUGCUUUGGACAAAGAUAUAGAAAAUUUCAAUCAUGGAGACCUAACAGAGAUCGGUCAGAGGGGGCUAAACAUGAGUGGGGGCCAGAAGCAAAGGAUUCAGCUUGCCAGAGCCGUCUACAACGAUGCGGAUAUCUACCUCCUAGAUGACCCUUUCAGUGCCGUCGACGCACACACUGCCGCGGUUCUUUUCUAUGAUUGUGUAAUGACAGCACUUUCAAAGAAGACUGUCAUUCUUGUGACGCACCAAGUUGAAUUUCUAACUGAAACUGAUAGGAUCCUGGUAAUGGAAGGCGGUCAAGUUAAACAACAAGGAAAAUACUCAGAACUGCUGGAAUCCGGGACAGCGUUUGAGAAGCUGGUUUCUGCUCACCAGUCCUCAAUCACAGCACUUGAUACAGCUGCCAGCCAACAAAAUCAAGUCCAAGAACAGGUGCUUGACGACAGUAUAAUGCCAAGUGCAUUGCUGUCAACACGGCAGACUAGCGACAUCGAAGUCUCAACAAAGGGACCUUCAGUGGUCCAGCUCACGGAAGAGGAGGAGAAGGGGAUUGGCAACCUUGGAUGGAAGCCAUAUAUAGACUAUAUAGAGGUCUCUAAGGGAAUUUUACCUUUCUGCGGGAUGUGUAUAGCUCAGGUGCUUUUCACAGGCUUCCAGAUUAUGUCCACAUAUUGGUUGGCUGUGGCUAUUCAGAUCAAUGUCGGUAGUGCUCUUCUGGUCGGGGCAUAUUCAGGGCUCUCUAUAUUCAGCUGCUGCUUUGCCUACCUUAGAAGCCUAUUUGCUGCUACUCUGGGACUCAAGGCCUCCAAAGCAUUCUUUACUGGUCUAAUGGAUUCUGUAUUCAAGGCACCCAUGUCAUUCUUUGAUUCAACACCAGUUGGGAGAAUAUUGACAAGGGCUUCUUCAGACUUAAGCAUUCUUGACUUUGACAUACCUUACUCCAUGGCUUUUGUGGCGACUGGCGGUAUCGAGGUCGUCACAACAGUACUGGUCAUUAGUACUGUAACUUGGCAGGUCCUAAUUGUGGCAGUCCCUGUUGCAAUCACCAUGGUAUAUGUUCAGAGGUACUAUGUAGCCUCAGCCAGAGAGCUAGUCAGAAUUAAUGGAACAACAAAGGCACCUGUCAUGAACUAUGCCGCAGAAUCGAUUCUUGGUGUGGUGACAAUCAGGGCUUUUGCUGCAACAGACAUGUUCAUCCGCAACAAUCUGCAGCUCAUAGACAAUGACGCAACAAUGUUCUUCCACACUGUUGCUGCACAAGAGUGGGUGCUUAUAAGAGUAGAAGCACUGCAAAGCUUGACAAUACUCACGUCAUCAUUGUUCCUUAUUUUGAUUCCUCCAGGAUUAAUUUCACCAGGCUUUGCGGGUCUUUGCCUCUCCUAUGCUUUGACCCUGACUUCGGCACAGGUUUUCCUGACAAGGUUCUACUCCUACCUAGAAAAUUAUAUCAUUUCAGUUGAGAGGAUCAAGCAGUAUAUGCACCUUCCAUCAGAGCCCCCCGCUGUAAUACCAGAUAACAGGCCUCCAAUUUCAUGGCCACAGGAAGGAAGAAUAGACCUGCAAGAUCUUAAGAUUAAAUACCGUCCGAACACGCCACUUGUUCUAAAAGGAAUCAGUUGCACCUUCCCUGCUGGAAAAAGAAUUGGCGUUGUCGGGAGGACAGGAAGCGGGAAAUCAACACUUAUAAGCUCACUGUUCCGUCUUGUUGAUCCUGUGGGUGGGAGGAUACUUAUUGACAACUUAGACAUCUGUUCUGUGGGUCUCAAGGAUCUAAGAACUAAACUGAGUAUUAUCCCCCAAGAACCUACACUUUUCAGAGGAACUGUGCGCAAUAACUUGGACCCCCUUGGCUUGCACUCCGAUGAUGAGAUAUGGGAGACCUUGGAGAAGUGUCAAUUAAAGAGAUCAAUUAGCAGCACUGCUGCUCUUCUCGAUACAGUCGUGAGUGAUGAUGGCGAUAACUGGAGUGUUGGACAGCGCCAGCUCUUCUGUCUUGGUAGAGUUCUCCUCCGUAGGAACAAAAUUCUAGUGCUAGAUGAAGCAACAGCGUCCAUCGACUCAGCAACUGAUGCAAUCCUGCAAAGUGUCAUCAGGCAGCAGUUCACUAGUUGCACCGUGAUAACCAUUGCUCACAGGGUCCCAACUGUGACAGACAGUGACAGGGUCAUGGUACUUUCCUAUGGUAAGCUUCUAGAAUAUGACACACCCACCAAGCUGUUGGAAGAUCAAGAAUCAGCCUUUGCUAAACUUGUGGCGGAGUAUUGGGCUAAUUGCAAGCGGAACUCGACCUGAUUCUAUCAUUCCAUGCCAGUGCAUUAUACCGAGAUGAGGGAUUCAGUUAAGAUAUAAGGUGAAAUUACUGGAAAUAGCGAAGACAUCAACGACAGUGUACUUUUGGUCAGCGAGGACAAAUUUUUGGAGAUAGGGUUGAUGGAGAGAGCUAGCUCGAGUGAGAUGCACUGAGCCGGGUCCUCCAAAAUAAACAUGCCAAUAUAUUGACGUAGGGUAUUCAUUGCAAAACGGAAUUGAGGGUCCACUUGUAGCAUCAUAAAUGGCACACUUCAGCUGUAUGUCCGUAUGAAUAAAAGGCAAAUAAGAAGUGUCAAGAUGCCAGUAUUUACGAUAUUUUCCCAAGGCAUGCCACACAAAAAAUUUACUGUGUAUAUUGUGUCCUAAUACUGACAAAUUUCGAGAUUGUUGGUUCAA
Messenger RNA from Lolium rigidum, 5074 nucleotides. RefSeq names its product ABC transporter C family member 8-like. Lineage: Eukaryota; Viridiplantae; Streptophyta; Magnoliopsida; Poales; Poaceae. The record is from RefSeq and is a predicted model, not a curated record. Gene Ontology annotation, biological process: transmembrane transport. The coding region runs from base 224 to 4660 and encodes 1478 amino acids. Gene Ontology annotation, molecular function: ATP hydrolysis activity; ABC-type transporter activity; ATP binding. The transcript is spliced from 13 exons. Gene Ontology annotation, cellular component: plant-type vacuole; vacuolar membrane.